UGCCGGUUUAAGUGUAGUCCUUUAGUGUUACUUAGUAGGGUUUAGUUUUGGCCCGCUCGCUGAAGCUGUUCACCGUGGAGAUAAUUCCGCGGUGUUUUUCAGUGAGGUUUAGGGUUUCAGUAUUUACCUGUCAGGCACUUAGUAAGCUAUUAGGAAACUAAGUAGGGUAUUAUUAAGUAAGCAAGAAGGAAAGAUUGUAUGUGUAUUUAAUUUUAUCAUUUGGUUAUAUAAUCGUUGCUGAUUUGAAGCCGGUUAUGACCUCGGAGAGGGUUAAAGUGAAUUAUGGGACUGAGGAGGCUUUACUGGCCGUUGUGGAUAGAACUAAGUCCCACAAGAUUUUUAGUUGGAGGGAGCAAUGUGGGAGUUUAACUGAGGAGUUAUUUUUGCAGUGUCCCCGUCUCCAUGAAGCCAAGGAGCUGGUACAUUUAUUUGAUUUUGAGCCUUAUCGGGUGGAUCAGGCUGAGCAGGCACAGGGGGUGGGGGAGGGGACUGGGCAAACCUUGACUGCACAAACCCAGUCUGUCCAGAGUCCGGGUCCCGUUCCUUAUGGGCAUACAGUGUACCCCCCAUUUUCGGGUGAAGGCCCAGCUGGGCCUAUAUCCGGGUCUGCGCCCUCCCCAGCCGGGCCCUCCGCCGACUAUCGGCUUAGGGAUGAUAGCAGUGUACCCUCCAGGGAACCCCCACGUAGGGAUUGUCCCUCUUCUAGAGAAUCCCCUUCUAGUAAUUGUGGUCCGCUUUCCAGGGAACCCCCACGUAGGGAUUAUGUAUAUCCCCCUUCUGGGGAAUCCCGACCUGACAUUCAGUAUCCUCCCAGGGAAUCCUCACCUGUGGGUCAGGGAGAGUACCGGUCACAGGGGCGCCGGGAUUGGCCCCCCCGUCUGCCGAGGUCACUUAAUUACGAUGGGCGAACAAGUUGGCAUUCCUUUCUCAGGAAGUUCACCAGUUAUGCUGUAUCGUGUCAGUGGAGUCCAAGCGAGUGUUUGGAUGCGCUAGGCUGGUGUUUGGAGGGGUCGGCCUCAGAUUGUUUUUCGAACCUUAGGGAUAUGGGCACUAAUUCUUAUUACCAUAUGUUAACAGCGAUGGGGCGUCGGUUUGGGGCUACCCGAUUUCCGGAGGAGGCCAUAGCCGAAUUUCGAACGGCUCGCCAACUCCCGGAGGAGUCUCUUCUUGGGUGGUCCGAUCGGCUCCAAGCUUUGUCCUUUGAAGCUUUUGGGUGGGACCAACGGGGUGACAGCACUCAAAUGGUAUUGCAGUUAUGCCAGGGUUGUACGGAUAAGGCGGCGGGUUUAACAGCUCUCAAUACGCGCCCGAAGUCCGUCGAGGAGGCCCUGGAAGCCAUCAGGUGGGCGCAACAUACCCAACGUGUUGUUUAUGGGAGCGAGGCUCGCCGUACGUAUUCGGCUUCUCGGCAGCAGGUGCAGCAGACUUGCAUGUACGAUCAGGAGGUGGACAGGUAUGAUACGGUAAUUUAUCAUCAUAGGCAACCCCAUCCCCUAGAUCGUUCCCCAACAGUUUCCAAAGGUCAAGAUGUUCCCCGUCCGGCUCCCGUGGAGGACCGGGGGAAGGUCACAACGCCUUUUGAAGUUCAGGCCAGGAAUGACAUUGGCUAUUUAAAAGAGGAAGUCGCCAGUCUUAAGACGCAUGCGUACAAUACCGAUUGUAUGCUAGAAGAAAUACUGAAGACUGUUAAGUCUUUGGAGUUUUCUAUGCUUUCCAAUGCCCGCCCUCUAUCUCCCGUGGCUACUGGUGUUCCGGAAAACCUGGAGGGAUCGGAGAGCGAGGCCGAUCUCCGAUCUGGAAACCGAGAGGCCUACAAUCGGUAAAUACUGGGGUAGUUAAUGUUAGUGACCCGCCUGACUCUUCGGUCGGUCCCUUGGACAAGGUAGUUAAUGUUAGUGACCCGCCUGACUCUUCGGUCGGUCCCUUUGUCAAGGUAAAUAAUGUUAGUGACCCGCCUGACUCUUCGGUCGGUCCCUUUGUCCAGGUAGUCGCUAGGACGGCCGUGGGGCCUCCUUCUAGUGGGAAGCGGGUAGGAUGUAAGGUUGUUGGGAGUCCAGGGCUCCAGAGUAAGGACCUUUCCCUUUUCCAGCCCACCCGCAGGCUCCCAUUUUGGAUUCCUCGGAUCGUGUUUGAUCGGGGGAAAUAACAUGUUAAGUAUAUAUAUUAUGGUUCAUUAUCAAAGCCAUUCACAACGGCUCGUCCGCGAGGACAUGGUGCCGGUUCCUGUUCCUGGGAAAUAACAUGUUUGUCUUAAAUAUA
Strongylocentrotus purpuratus (purple sea urchin) is the source of this 2259-nucleotide messenger RNA. RefSeq lists its product as uncharacterized. NCBI's taxonomy places the organism in Eukaryota, Metazoa, Echinodermata, Echinoidea, Camarodonta, Strongylocentrotidae. The transcript has 2 exons. The record is from RefSeq and is a predicted model, not a curated record. Bases 255 to 1823 code for a protein of 522 amino acids.